This is a messenger RNA of Eriocheir sinensis (Chinese mitten crab), 9751 nucleotides long. RefSeq names its product kinesin-like protein KIF21A. Gene Ontology annotation, molecular function: microtubule motor activity; microtubule binding; ATP binding. Lineage: Eukaryota; Metazoa; Arthropoda; Malacostraca; Decapoda; Varunidae. Gene Ontology annotation, biological process: mitotic spindle organization; microtubule-based movement. The record is from RefSeq and is a predicted model, not a curated record.
UCAGCUGUUGGCCCGGGCGGAGGGAGGAUGUACGUCAGUCCGCCUCUGUGCCCUAGUGUUGUGACGAGCUGUACCUUGACAUCCCCAGUUCGAAUCCCCCGCACGUGCUAAGGAAGGGAUUGCGUGUACCUCGUGUUAGUUAUUGAUGGUCCAGCCGCCGCCAUGGGGGACGAGUCUAGCGUGCGUGUGGCCAUCAGGAUCCGGCCCCAGAUCGCCCGUGAGCUGAUCGACAUGUGCCGCGUGUGCACCAGCGUCACGCCCGGGGAGCCGCAGGUGUGGCUGGGCUCCGACAAGGCCUUCACCUACGAUCACGUCUUCGACCAGCCCGCCGGCCAGACCGAAGUGUACGAGUCGUGCGUGGCCGGCCUGAUCGAGGGCUGCUUUGAGGGCUACAAUGCGACCGUCUUGGCGUAUGGACAGACGGGUUCGGGCAAGACCUACACCAUGGGCACGGGGCUGGAGAUGGAGGGUGACCCCGCGUUCGUGGGCAUCAUCCCCCGUGCGGUGGAGCACCUCUUCCGCGGCAUCGACGAGCGCCGGGAGGCCGCGCGCGCCACCGCCACCACCCCGCCGGAGUUCAAGGUCACGGCGCACUUCAUGGAGCUCUACAACGAAGAGAUUAUUGACCUUUUUGAACCGGGCUACAAGGGCUCGGGCAAGGGCGGUAUCCGGAUCCACGAGGACGCUGAGGGCGGCAUCUACGUCACGGGCGUCACCACCAGGAAUGUCACGUCCCUGGAGGAGACGAUGCAGUGCCUGCGGGCGGGCGCGCUGUCCCGCACCACCGGCUCCACCAACAUGAACACGCAGUCGUCACGCUCGCACGCCAUCUUCACGCUCCUCGUCCGGCAGCAGAGGAUCGCCCCGGUCAGAGAGGACGAUGGUGAGGAAGGAGGCAGCGGGGAGGGCGGAGCGCCACAAGAGGGCAUUCCGGAGUUCGAAACCCUGACGGCCAAGUUUCAUUUCGUGGACUUGGCGGGCUCGGAGCGGCUCAAGAGGACGGGCGCCACGGGGGAGAGGGCCAGGGAGGGCAUAUCCAUCAACUGUGGCCUGCUGGCCCUGGGGAACGUGAUCUCAGCCCUGGGGGACGUGAGCAAGCGUGCUUCCCAUGUGCCUUACAGGGACUCCAAGCUCACCAGACUCCUGCAGGAUUCUCUAGGAGGCAACAGUCGCACCCUGAUGAUUGCCUGCAUAUCCCCAAGCGACACAGACUUCAUGGAGACGCUCAACACCCUCAAGUAUGCCAACCGUGCCCGCAACAUCAAGAACAAGGUGAUGGUGAACCAGGACAAGGCAAGCAAGGCCAUCGCCAUCCUGCGCCAGGAGAUCCAGCAGCUCAGAGUGGAGCUGAUGGAGUACAAGCAGGGCAAGAGGAUUGUGGGUGAAGAUGGGAGUGAGGCGGUGAACGACAUGUACCAUGAGAACCAGAUGCUGUCCACUGAGAUUGCCAACAUGCGCACCAGACUCAAGGCGCUGCAGGAGACCGUGGAGGUGCUCACCGCCAAGAACACGGCGCUGCUGGCGGAGAAGGCGACCAGCGGCUGGAUCACAUCGGGUGAAGGGGCAGACAUGGCCACAGUGAUCCAGGGCUACCUCAAGGAGAUUGAAGAGCUACGGGCCAAGCUGUGUGAGAGUGAGAACCUUUGCCAGCAGCUGCGCAAACAACUCAACAAUCGCGCCAACAACCCCGCCCGGCUCUCCAUGUCUCCUAUGCAUGUUCCUAUGUCAGGAUCAAUGUAUGGGUGUGUGGAUGAUGCGGAGGAGGGGCAGACCUUCACCCAGCUGAUUGAGGAGGCCAAGAGGGACCUCAAUAGGGACCUGCAGGAAGUCAAGAGGAAGAAGAGGGCGUCAGGAGGCUCAGGUGGAGAGGACGAUGAUGAGGAAGACGAUGAUGAGGAAGAGAACGAGGAGGAAGAGGAAGGGGAGAUGGAGGAGAACUAUGAGAGCUCAGAUGAAAGUGGGGAGGAUAAGGAGAACUACAACGAGGAGCUGGCGGAGUUGACGAGCGAGAUAUCGAUCAAGCAGAAGCUGAUUGAAGGUCUCGAGCUUAGCCAGCGUCGCCUGGAGACCAUGAGGCACCAGUAUGAGGAUAAGCUGAAUGUCCUCAUGAACCGCAUCCGAGCAACGCAGGAGGAGAGGGACAAGGUAAUCGCUAACAUUAAGUCGAGUAGCAGUGCCGGGGAUGAUAAAGUGAAGUCAGUGAAGCAGGAGUAUGAGAGGCGAAUCUGUAACAUGCAGAACGAAAUGAAGAAGCUGCAGGCCGCCCAGAAAGAGCACGCCAAGCUGAUGAGGGAGCGAGGACAACACGAGAGGCAGCUGAGGACCCUGAAGGCCGACCUGGCGGAGAUGAAGAAAACCAAAGUCAGGCUGAUGAAUAAGAUGAAGGAGGACAACACAAGGGCCAAGCAGGAGGAGCUCAAGAAGAACCGAGAGAUCGCCCAGCUGCGCAAGGCAUCCCGUAAGCAGGAGACAUACAUCAAGAGCCUCGAGGCAGAGAACCGUCUCAAGAAUGUUGUGCUGAAGCGCAAGACGGAGGAGAUUGCAGUGCUGAAGAAGGCACCGAGGCAGGGACUCAGCAGCAAGGCCUCUGGGAGACUUAGAAAGAGGGUGGGCUUGGCAACACAGGCCACCACUUUCUCACCCAAGGUGGCCAAGCAGAAGUGGCAGUCGCUGGAGCAGAACAUCAACAAGGUGGCGUACAACAAGCAGACCGUCAGCAGCAUGGAGCGGGACAUGGAGAGGUGGCUGAAGGAGCGUGAGUCACUGAGUCGGCAGCUGGAGCGAGUCAUGAGGAAGCGAGAGCGUGCUGACCCAGCAGACAUGACGGCCUACAAUGACCUGAACGACCAGGUGGAGGCGCUGAGAGCCAACAUCGACUACAUCCACGAGAACAUCCAGGAGUGCCAGGACAACAUCAUGAGCAUGGAGGAGAGCAAGGAGCAGUCAGACCUGUUGAGUUCAGACGCAGUGACAACUGGCCUAGGCAAAGAAGAGUCCCACUACCUCAUCAGCAAGCUGAUCAACAUGACAGUGAACCAAGCCACUCUGGCAGCACAGCGGCAGGCAGCCAUCUCGGAGUUGGAGGGCAAGAUGAAGCAGAUGGAGCAGACGACUAGUGUUCAGGAGCAGCUUCUGGCACACGUGUUGGGCGACAAGGACCUGGAGGUGUACAGCCUCAUGUCCUCCCUUGUGGCAGCCGAGGACAACACUCCCGCCUCCACCGAGUCCUCCCGAUCCAACUCACCCACUGACGGGAGAGACAAGGCGCGCCGAAAGACAGCCACCACAGAGGACAUGCUCUUCACCAAUGGCUCCGAGAAGAAUGGGAACCUUGGAGCCACCAGCACAGACCCCACAGCAGCUGCCUCAGGUCCGACGUCCCUCCCAGAGCGCUCGACAACAGACCGCAUGACCGUCAGCCUUGGGACAGACCGCAUGAGUACUAGUCUGGAGGGCGUGCUCAGCGAUGAAGGUUUGCUCAUGCCUCCUCCGUCCUCCUCCUCCUCUGGCUCCCUACGGCCAGUCCCCAGGGUCACCUCGGCCCCCAACCCCCUCAAGAACCUGUUGACACCCCGCCCUGACAAAGCCUCACCAGUCCUAAGCCGCAAGUCUUAUGAGCGAGCAGAGUUGACAUCCCCGCGCCUCGGCAGACGGUCGCUCACCUCUCUAAGCGCCUCAAACCUAAAUUUUUCACGGCAAAAUUCUGCGGACAACAACCCAGAGUGCACCCCACCCACCUCCCCCACCACCUACCGGCGCUCCACCUCAAGGGACGAAAACGUGUUCUCCCGCCUCACCUCGGCCACUUCCUCAACACGGGAGACUCGGCCAAACACGGGCGUCAUCAAUCCCCACGCCGGCAGGGCCACCCAGCGGUCAGUGCUGGCCUGCACCCACGUGGCUCAGGGCCACUCCAAGGCGGUGCUCUCAGUCCACGCCACGGAUGACCUCCUCUUCUCAGCGUCCAAAGACCGCACGGUGAAGGUGUGGGACUUGGUGCGCGGGCAGGAGAUCCAGUCCCUCGGUGGCCACCCCAACAACGUGAACUGUGUGAGGUACUGUGAGGCCCAGCACACCUGCUUCUCUGUGUCCUCCUCCUUCAUCAAGGUCUGGGACAUCCGAGAAAACCCUGCCCGCUGUACCCGUACGCUAAGCUCAGCAGGCCUCACCUCUGUUGGCUUCCCCGUUCCCAGCACUCAGUCCCGCACGCUGCAGAUGCCACCCGGGGAGACUCUCAUCACAGAUGUCGCCAUCUCCACUGCCACCAACAUCCUGUACUCUGCUGCCGGGAACAUUGUCAGGAUAUGGGAUCUCAGGAAGCACUCGGCGGUAGGUAAGCUUGCUGGAGGUCACCAAGCCGCUGUGAUGUGCCUGGCAGUGGACUCCACAGUUCCCGGCCAGGAUGUGGUGGCCACCGGCUCAAAGGACCACUACAUCAAGGUAUUUGACAUCACUGGCACCCUCAGGCCUCGUCAACCCCGCCUUAACCUUGAGCCGCCACUCGAUGGCAUUCAGUCCCUUGCCCUCUGGGACACCCUCUUCUCAGGCUCCAGGGACAUGUGCAUCAAGUGGGACUUGCAGCGCGGCGAGCAUGUCCAGUCCCUCAACAACGCACACAAGGACUGGGUGUGCGCCCUCUGCUUCACCCCUGGUGGACAGAUUGUGCUCUCUGGUUGUCGUGGAGGCAUGAUAAAGAUGUGGUCUGCCGAGAGCUGCCAGCUCAUAGGAGAGCUGAGGGCCCAUGCAUCACCCAUCAAUGCCAUCACCACAAACUCCACCUGCAUCUUCACUGCCUCAAAUGACUGCACAAUAGGCAUGUGGAGGAUGCGCACCAGCUAUGAUGUCUCUCCAGAGCUGUCCGACGCUUCGUGACCUGACCUCAGAAGUGAUGCCCCUCACCACAAACAGCACCAGGUGACUUCAGGCUCUCUCCUGAUGACCUGCAGCCUCGGGGACAACCAGUUAUUUUAAGUUUUCUUCAUUUUAUGUUUCCUCUCAUGGCCUCACCUCAGGGCAGUCCUCUGAGGUGGUGGUGACCCAUGCAUUGUGUAUAUAUUAUUAUUCCUGUACAGUUCUCUUUUAAGUCCUUUUUUUUUUUUUUUUUUUUAGAUUAAUGAACAAUAUUUUAUUUCAUUUUAUGCUUUCCUUCUUACUUUCACACACUCCUUCCUUGUUGAUCAGGAGGACCUUCCAGAGGAGUGCCAUGUUUAAUUUGACAUUUUAGAAUCUUUUAUUUUAUUAUGGCGACCUCUUGUGUUUUAAAUUUUUUUCUUCAUGGAAUUCUACUUUGUCAUUUUAUUAUUUUUUUUACUGAUGUAUAUUUUUUUGAUGGAUUAAAGAUCUUUAUCAACACCUUUUCACCAGUGGUAUGACCUCAAGGGAGUAUUAUAUUGAUGCAAUUAAUCACAUUAUUUUGUUGGGAAGGUGAUGCAUAUUAAACACAUUGAUCUGCACAUAAACUGGCAGAUUAGAAACAAGCCCACAGCAAGUUGUCAUUCAACAUUGUCAUAACACAUGAAAUUUGUGAUCUCUGCUGAAGAAAACAAAACUAAAAAUGUAAAGCAAAAGGCCAAACCUUUCAGAAAUUUUGCCAGCCUUGUAGUCAGCAAAUUCCUGAGAAGUUUUGUAAUUUUUCUGAGUAAUGUUCAUGGUGAUUUAAACAAGCUGUAGUCACCCAAGCCCUUUUUGUGCCAGGGUGAAUCACCAGAACAAGGCUGGCUCACAUGUGUACAUGUGUGUGUGUGUGUGUGUGUGUGUGUGUGUGUGUGUGUGUGUGUUGAGAUAGAGAGAGAAAGGAAUAUUUUCACUGUCUCAGUCAUUAAGAGAGUUAGUUAUCUACAUCAGAUCAGCUUAACAAUACAGUAGAUAUUGUUACAGCACCUGAUACAGCAGCACCCAAGCUUUAAUCAAACAUCUUUACCACCCUCAGCACCACCACAGCUUACAAGGGAAAAUUAUUACUACUUACUGCUUCUACUGUGCACCAAGCCCAUGCACAGCACUGCAAGCACUUAUAAUGUUAUUAUUAUCUACACACAAAAACAUAUAUUGGGAUUUCUUCCAAGAGUGCACUAGAUCAUUCACUCUCGCCUGUGUGCUUAUAAGUUUCUUAGACUGAACAGACUCUACACUGUACUAUGAAUACUAUUACCGUUAUUUCUCUGAAGGAUAUACAGUGUCCUAACAAGGAUGAUGAAGGACAGAGAAGCAUUUUGCCUUAAAAAGAGGAUGAGAAGAGAGUAGCUGUUGUUGUUAAUGUUGGGGUUAUUGUGACUCCUUGAGUAAUACACACAAGCUCACACACACACACAAGCUCACACACACACACACACACACACACACACACACAUACAUGCUACAAGCACACACACACACAGACACAGAAACAAACACACACACACACAAGGAGAUCAAGAGAUCAGAUGAAUUAGUAAGGAGUCUUCCAUGAGGAUAUAAGGCAAAAAGUCUUAUUACAGGUGAAAUUCAGCCACUGCUAGUGGUUGUUUUAGGGCAGUUCAUGUAAUGGGAUUUUAGUGUUAUUGCCAAAAGGAAGGAUGAUGCUGAUUGUCUCAAGAGACAGAAUACUGAUUAUGCUUUGUUUCUGUGUGAACUCAGAUGUAUCUUCCUGCAGACAUACAAACAUUCACUUCUGAGUCACGUUUUACAUAGCUUUAUGUUUUAUAUAAUCCAUUUUCACCUUCACUUACAAACUCAGGCAUACAUAUUUUGUAAUUAUUCAUCUUUCAUUUCCACCUCAUUUCAUUGUGUCAUUUCCUUUGUCAUUUCUUUUAUUUUCCCAUUAGAUUCAAAUCAAAUUAGUUAUUUUGAUAUCUGAGAGAAGCUUGAUAAUAUAAUUUCAGAGAGAGAAUAGUCAAGUUCUGCCAUCAGUCAUCGGUACAGUUACCUUUGAGUGUAUAUGUGACUGGUUGCUGUGUCGCCACUAGAACUGUGUGAGAGUGUUAAUUUUGGUCAUUUAUUAUGAGUGUAUUAUGAAUGUCGGAUGAACACUGAAUUGAGUGACUGGAAAUGUUUGCAUGCUCCACUAGUAACCUAAGGAGGAGUUUCUUGCACCAUAAAUGGGUGAUGUACAACUGUACCAUGACUGAUGAGAAAGGUCUGAAAUGAUAAGUCCAGCCUUGGAAUGACUGACUGAUGAGACCAAGGCUAAAUUUGCAUCAUUAGUAUAGUGAGGAAAGAAGGUGGGUCUAAAGUUUAGAUUAAAGGUAAGUGACUGACACAGAUGAAUGAUGCAGAAACAUGGUAACAAUGUUACAGUGCAAUGUUCUGGUAUUUCCUUAUUUUCUUGUACAUCUGUAAUAAACUGUUGUACAUACUCUACUGCAUUAGCUUGUACUACAUUUUUGUACUGUAACACCAACUUACAACCUUAUUUAUAUUACUAGCUGUAAGACUUAAUGAGUUAGCUCUAGCUCUAUUAUAGGAAUGUAUUGGUUAAGUAAUGAUUGGUGAACAUUGCACCAUGUGAUAUCGAGUCAUCAGCCUUGUUAUUCACUGGCUUCCUAGGAAUGUUACCUAUUAUCUUGUUAUCUCUCCAUAGUCAAGGGUGUCAACUAAGUGUGUAGUGAAUGCACAAAAUCUUGCAUUCACUAACCAUAGCUGAGAAUGUUUAUGGUGAGUGUGCAAUGUGAUAUUCAUAUAAACAUUCUUUCCCAUAGACUUCCACUACACAUAUUAUGGAGGUUAGUAGGUGUAAAAAAAAUAUAUCUGUGCUUAUUCAUUGUUUAACUAAUGUUAUACACGAAAAGGAAGAGAAGAAAGAAAUGAGGCACUGAUAAAAUGGGAAAGAAACAGGUUGUUUUGAAGGUUAAGUGAGGGAAGGAAACAAAGAUUUGAUAAAUGUAAAUCCAUGUGAUACAUACAAGAAACAAAAUGGUUGUACAUAUUUUUUCUUCAUACAUAAUUGGAGUCUGAAUGGAUAGUUUCUCAUAUAAAUUAUAUGUACUUGAACUUGUGGAAUUGGUGAAUCAUCAUUUUUAAGGUUUACUUGGAUCCUAUACCAUCCCAUGCAUACACGAAAAAGGAAACAAAAAUGUGCCUUAAUCAUGAAGAAAAAUAAUGUGGGAAAAAAUCAAACAUUUCUCAGCCACAGCAAUUUGAUAUGGAAACAUCCACUUACUGGGAAAGAGAACUACAUGUGUAUGCAGCUGAAUGACUUACAGUUUAGUUAUUUUUCAAAGGGCAGCAACAAUAACCAUACUGUGAUACUUAUUUCUUAUUUAUUCAUGUUUUUGAGGGACUAUAGUGACAUCCAUCACCCUUGAGUAGGUGUAAAAGGAAAGAAAAUUAGCAAAGGAGAGAUAAAAAGGAAAAGGUGAAAUAAUGUAUCAUGAACUUGAAGGAGGAAGAGAAAUACGUGUGUGUGUGUGUGUGUGUGUGUGUGUGUGUGUGUGUGUGUGUGUUAUAUUACAUCAACCUAGUGUGCUAUAUUACCGGUCAGUGUAUUUGCCUGUGUGUGUGUGUGUGUGUGUGUGUGUGCACCAUCAUUUUUACAAGCACCACUUUUACUUUGAAAGGGGUCUCAUUUUACCAGUGAGAAUGAGUCUUAAUAUAUAUUUGUGUUCUAAGUAAAUGUAACUCACAGCAACUCGAGCCCCACCCCAAUCAACCCCACCAGCACCAUCACAACAAUGAAAGAGUCAUUCAGUUUUGCCCCACUGCCUUUAAUUUUCCUCAUUAUAUAAUGAUGUAAGGUUCAGUGGUAAAGGUUUGAGUGUGUGUAUGUGUGUGUGUGUGUGUGUGUGUGUGUGUGUGUGUUGUGCUGUGUUGUAUUGUGUUGUGUUAUGGUUUUAUGACUGUUGACGAGGCCUUUUGUGAAGUAGUAUAGAAAAUGUGUGCUGACACACACACGCACUUACACACACACAAAUACAAGACACAUAAUUUUGCAUUUUAUCAAGUUGCCACCCACCACCAUCAUGACCCCACCUGACCCUGCACUCAAAGAGGUCAGGACGGGCUGAAGCAGAGUCAGGUUGCGAGUCUGAUGGUGUUGAGGAAGCAUUUCAGGUUAAAGGUUUUCAUGUGCUGGUAAUAGAAGAAGGACAAAAUUAAUGGAGCAGCACCCUUAUCAUAAACUAUUGUGAGAAUUUAAUGGAUUGUGCAAUUUAUAGUGAUAAAAAUUAAGGGACUUUUUCUUUUUCAAUAACAGUGUCUUCAAUAUUAUCAUUAGCUAUUGAUGUUAACAGUAAAUGGGCUGCUGUACUUGUAUACCCAGCUGUACAUGGGUAAUGUCAAGUGUGCAUCAAAAAAUGUUCAUAACAGGCAAACAGAGGCUGCAGGAUAUGGUUGGUUAAGUGCUGAAUAUAAAGUACCUAACAACUUCCAUUCCCCUUGUGUGUGUGUGUGUGUGUGUGUGUGUGUGUGAGACAAGUGACACAGAAAAGUCACCACAGGGAUAUUGAAGUUCUUUUAGUUGUGUUUUUGAAGAAAGUGGUGUGAGUAAAAUGAUUGUCAGAAGAGAUGCAUUGUGUGUGUGUGUGUGUGUGUGUGUGUGUGUGUGUGUGUGUGUGUGUGUGUGUGUGACCCUCCACCUCCCACAUACAGCUGAGGGAGGAAAGAGUCAGUGUGCUAAGCCAUCAUGAGCAGUGGUGUGUGUGUCCUCAGAGCCUGACCUGUACAUAGGGAAGAAUAUUUUUUAUAGUGAGUGGGUGCGGUGAGGGUGUGUCUGUCCACCCAUCAGCCCACCCAGAGCAGCGAUGCGUUGUGUAAAGAAUAAAGUGUUAAUGAAGGA